AUGAGCUCUGGUUCCUGGGUACCGGGCAUGGGACAGGCCUGGGGGGCUGCUGGGACAUUGUGGAGAAGACUACAUUUCCACUGGACAGCGCGGUUUGACAGUGAGGAGAUGCUUGCUCUAACGCAGUGUGACGAGCUCAGCCGAGUGUACUGUGAAGACCACAGACUGUCCCAUCACGCCACCUGCCAGCAGAGUCCUUCUCCAGGCUCCACUGUCCAGGAGGUUCCAGCUCAGACCAGCGAAGCCCUCAAACACAGCCCUAGACCCUCCAGACUGCUAGUGAGAGAGGAGCAAGACAGCCCUAGACCUCUGGGGAGAGAGGAGCAAGACAACUCCAGACCCUGCCGACCGGUGGCUAGAAAGGAGCAAGACAGCCCCAGACAUUCCAGACUGCUGGGGAGGGAAGAGAAAGACACCCCUAGACCCUCCAGACCGCUGGGGAGAGAGGAGCAAGAAGUCGCCUCUAUUGGCUAUUGCCCCAAACAAGUAAUACGUAAAGUUAGCCAGGUGUCUGUCACUGACGCCGCGACUAUAACAGCGUGGGAGGCCAGCUGGAAUGUGACCAAUGCUAUCCAGGAGAAUCCUAUUGUGGCUGUGGGAGCGCGUCCUUGA
This is a messenger RNA of Knipowitschia caucasica, 612 nucleotides long. Lineage: Eukaryota; Metazoa; Chordata; Actinopteri; Gobiiformes; Gobiidae. The record is from the annotation of a GenBank genome assembly.